Stegastes partitus (bicolor damselfish) is the source of this 784-nucleotide messenger RNA. Its product is annotated as cornifelin homolog. The record is from RefSeq and is a predicted model, not a curated record. The transcript has 4 exons. Lineage: Eukaryota; Metazoa; Chordata; Actinopteri; Pomacentridae. Bases 130 to 483 code for a protein of 117 amino acids.
AAACCAGCAUUUCACAGCUCAUGUUCGUCAUAGUUUCCUGUGUGGUGUGCAACUUGUCAGUUUGAUCUAGAGGAGCUCAGACUCACACAGUCUUCUGCUUCAUCGAAACAAGCAAAUCCAGGACUACAAAUGUCGAACCCAGUGGUCACCCAUCAACCAGGUGCAGGCGGCUACGGGACGAAUGUGCAAACGGGAGAGUGGAGCACGGGCCUGUGCUCCUGCUUUAGCGACUGUUUCAUCUGUGCCCUUGGUUUUUUCUGUCCACUCGCGCUGAGCUGCUACACGGCAAAUAAGUAUGGAGAAAACUGCUGUUUGGGUUGCCUGCCAGGAGGUUUAUCAGCCAUCAGGACUCAUAUGAGACUGACCUAUGGUAUUCAGGGAACAAUCUGCAACGACGCCACAAUGCUCUUUUUCUGUGGAAUUUGUGAAGUGUGCAGGAUGGCACGAGAAAUCCGCAUCAGGAACGGAGAGGUUUCAGUGUAACAAGAGCGUCUGAUGAUGAUGAUCCACUGUUGGCAAAGUAAUGUGUUUAUUCCUGAAACCUUCGGGCUGACGGGGCAGCUAAUGGAAUGCAGUUCAAUGUGUUAAAUGUCAUUUUUUCUUUAGCCUUACAUGUAUCUGCACAGUAUGACAAAUUGCUAGUGCUAACCACAGUUGCUGUAAAUAAAUUUCAUUGUCCAUGUGCAUAAUUUAUAAUGGUUAUUUACAUGGCUUUAAAAAAAAAAUUCAUUUCAAAUGUUUUUAUUUCUUUUAAUUUUCAAUGUAAUAAAUUUUUACCACUCAA